CGUGGUCCACCACUACGGAGUCGAGCACCACGUCGUGGACGACCACUACGGAAACAAGCAGUACCACGAUGUCGACCACGACGGAGUCCAGCACCAUCUCGCAGACCAGCAGUACGGAGUCCAGCAGUUCCACCGCUUCCACUACAACGAGAUCUGUGAGCACGUCGCGAACAAGCAGUACAGAAACGAGCAGUACCACAUGGUCGACCACGACAGAAUCCAGCACCGCGUCUCGGACCAGCACUACGGGAACGAGCACUACCACGUGGUCCACCAUUACGGAGUCGAGCACCACGUCCUGGACAAGCACUACGGCAACGAGCAGUACCACGGGGUCCACUUCCACGGAGUCGAGCAGUACCUCGGGGUCGUCCACCACGGAUUCGAGCACCACGUCGCGGACCAGCAUUACGGAAACUAGCAGCACCACGGUAUCUACCAUCAGUGAAUCGAGCACCACGUCCCAGACCAGCAGUACAGAAUCGAGCAGUUUCACAAGGUCGACCACAACGGUGUCGAGCACGACGUCCCGGACCAGCACUACGGUCACGAGCAGUACCACGUGGUCCACCACUACGGAGUCGAGCACCAUGUCGUGGACGAGCACUACGGAAACGAGCAGUACCACGAUGUCGACCACGACGGAGUCCAGCACCAUCUCGCAGACCAGCAGUACGGAGUCCAGCAGUUCCACCGCUUCCACUACAACGAGAUCUGUGAGCACGUCGCGAACAAGCAGUACGGAAACGAGCAGUACCACAUGGUCGACCACGACGGAAUCCAGCACCACGUCUCGGACCAGCAUUACGGGAACGAGCACUACCACGGCUUCCACCAUAACGGAGUCGAGCACCACGUCCUGGACAAGCACUACGGCAACGAGCAGUACCACGGGGUCCACUUCCACGGAGUCGAGCAGUACCUCGGGGUCGUCCACCACGGAUUCGAGCACCACGUCGCGGACCAGCAUUACGGAAACUAGCAGCACCACGGUAUCUACCAUCAGUGAAUCGAGCACCACGUCCCAGACCAGCAGUACAGAAUCGAGCAGUAUCACAGGGUCGACCACAACGGUGUCGAGCACGACGUCCCGGACCAGCACUACGGUCACGAGCAGUACCACGUGGUCCACCACUACGGAGUCGAGUACCAUGUCACGGACGAGCACUACGGAAACGAGCAGUUACACGGGGUCCACCACAACCGAAACGAGCAGCACCACGGCAUCCACCACUACGGCGUCCAGCUCCACGUCGUGGAGCAGCACAACGGCAUCGAGCAGUACUACGGUAUCCACCACCAGUCAAUCGAGCACGACGUCCCGAACCAGUGUCACGGAAACGAGCAGUACCACGGGGUCUACCACAACGGAGUCGAGCACCACGUCGCGGACCAGCAGUACGGAAACGAGCAGCACGACGAUGUCCAAGACUACGGAGUCUACCACCACAUCCCAGACCAGCACCACGGAAUCGAGCACCUUCACCGUGUCCAGCACAACGGAAUCUAGCACCACGUCGCGAACCAGCACUUCGGGAACGAGCAGCACCACGGGUUCCACCAUUACGGAGUCGAGCACCACGUCGCGAACCAGCGUUACAGACUCGAGCAUUACCACGAGUUCUUUCACCACGGAGUCUAGCACCACGUCGCGGACCAGCAGUACAGAAACAAGUAGUGCUACGGCGUCUACCACUACGGAGUCGAGCACGACGUCCCAGACCAGCAUUACGGAGUCGUCCAGCUCAACCGAGACGGCUUCCAGUUUGACCCACUCCAGUACGGUGACAAUAUCCAGCUGGACAGAGACGCUCAGCUCCACUGUAACAGGCACGAGUGGGAGUGCCACGGUCACUGGAACGACUACGAGCCUGACUGGAACAAGUACCGUUACAACCUCAUCUGUGACCUCGACUGCCACGGGGACAUCUACGAGUCUGACACGGACAAGCAGCGCGACAAGUGCAUCUGGGACUUCGAGUAGCACGCUGACAGAGUCGAGUGCGACCGAGACGAGCAGCACAACCGCGACACGAACGAGUUCCAGCAGCACGAGAUCCAGCUCGACUUCCACGACGCUGAGCGAGACGAGCGAGACUGUGAGUUCCACAAGCUUCACGACGCCGUCGACCACGGAGUCCAGCAGCAGCACGACGGACACAGGCACAACCGUGACAGGCACCAGCACUGUUUCGGCGACGAGCACGAGCGAGAGCAGCAGCACCACGACUACCACAGGGACCUCCACGGCGUCAAGCAGCACCACGAUGUCCAGCAGCAGCGAGACCAGCAGCAGCACGACGGGCACGAGCACCCUCUCGGCGACGAGCACGAGCGAAAGCAGUACCACCGCGAGUAGCACCAGCACCACCACGCCGUCGAGCAGCACCACGAUGUCCAGCGGCAGCGAGACCAGAAGCAGCACGGUUACAUCCACGAGCGUAAGCAGUACCACCGCGAGCAGCAUCAGCACCACCACGGCGUCAAGUAGCACCACGAUGUCCAGCAGCAGCGAGACCCUCAGCAGCACAACGGGCACAAGCACCCCAUCAGCGACGAGCACGAGCGAAACCAGCAGCCUUACAGCUACAAGCACAAGCACAAGCUCGACUGCGACUGACACCAGCUCGAGUGGCACGAGCAGCACGACUGCGACGUUCAGCGCGACCAGCAGCAUCACGCUCACGGAGUCGAGCAGCACCACGCCCCACACGACCACCGCAAGCAGCACCUCGGCGAGCAGCCUCUCGGCAACCCCCACUUCGGGGACAGAAACCAUCACAAGCACCGGGACCACCACCAGCUUUUCGGCGACCAGCACUGGCACAGCCACCAGCUCUUCAGCGACCAGCACCUCGACGGCCACCAGCUCUUCGGCGACCAGCUCCACAACGACCAGUUCUUCAGUGACCAGCUCCUCGGCGACCAGCACCGGCACAGCCACCAGUUCAUCAGCGACCAGCACCGGCACAGCCACCAGCUCCUCGGCGACCAGCUCUUCGUCGACCAGCUCCUCGGCGACGAGCACCUCGGCGACAACCCCCUCGGCGACGAGCACCUCGACGGUCACCACCUCCUCGGCCACGAGCACCACGUCCCUGCACACCACGACCGCAUCCUCCACCACCAGCAUCACAACCACCGCGUCCUCUGCUACGUCUACGACGCUCAGCGUCACGAGCCGCACCUUCACCGCCACGGGCACCUCCGCCACCGAGACGUCCACGGCCUCGGCGGCGCCGGUGACGAUCGCGGGCUCGCUCUUUUUCGCGGUGAACGACGUCGCGGGCUUCCUGGCUGGCGCCGACGCCGCGUCGGGCACGGCGGCGGCGGUCGCGUCGGUCGCGGGCCUGCCCGCCAGCCUCGUGGGCGCGAGCCUGACCGCGGGGGGCGACCGGCGGCUCCCGUCGGGCGGCGGCGGGGCGACGCCGGCUGGGCCCCGUGCACUGGCCGCGGGGAGCGUCUUCGUGGACUACCUCAUCACGCUGCCGGCUGGGGGGCAAGCCGCCGCGGCCGACUCCGUGGUCGCAGCCCUCGACGCCGCCACGGCUGGCCAGUGGGCGGCGGCGCUGGCCGAUAGCUUUGGCGACGCCUUCUCCUUCUCGGACGUGGCCGCCUUCGUGCAGGUCGUGACCUUGACGGCGACGUCGACCUCUGCUUCGUCGACAACUGCGUC
Molecule: messenger RNA, 3676 nt
Organism: Prorocentrum cordatum
Lineage: Eukaryota; Dinophyceae; Prorocentrales; Prorocentraceae
Source: the annotation of a GenBank genome assembly